ACCCCUUUUCAGAAAAAUCAGAUAGGCCUUUAUGUAGUAGAUAUCUAAUUAGGUUUCAACAACAUGAACAUCGUUUCAGAUCCUUGUAAGUUAAUGUAAGGCGUUCGACCUUUAUUUGUCAAAGAGAAUUUGACUAAUUUUUUUUAAUAACAGACGCGACAAAGCUUUUUCUGAGGAAAGCGAUGUCUCAUAAUAUUUGACCAAAAGCGGAGAUUAUUACUGCCCGAGCUCCUUGUUGUGAAGGCUUUGUUCCGUUCUAGUAUCGUUUCGGUUUACAUCACGUUUCGGGAACACAAUAGUAUAUUUUCUACGUAUUGACGGGUGGUUGGAGGGCAGCAUUGGUACAUCCUACUUCCCUAUUUUUCCCCUCUAUUGCUUCUUCCUGUCUGUCUUACCUUUUCCCAGCUUUAAUGGUCGUUAUUGUGUCGAUGUGCUUCUCUCUAUUCAAACAAACAAACAAACAGACGGACAAACAAACAUAUUAUUAUUCUUUCCACUUUUGUUCAGGAAGGAGAAGGCAAGAGCUGUUGUGGUAUCAGCACUCGGAGAUUUAGACGAUAAUUUGCGGGCGGAAGAUCACGAUGGGUCCAUCGGGUGUAUUGGGAGGUCGCCUGCAUGUGGCUGUUUGGGUUUUGGCGCUAACUGCGACGACCUCACCCACAACAGAUGGAUUUGAUGGGCCACUGGUAUACCGGGGUCCCGAGGCAAGAGACGAAAAUCUCACACGAGGGGAUGACGGCAUUGCUCCGAGCCCAUCUAUAAUCGGUGGCAUUAAUGUACCCAUCUCCCUGGUCCCGUAUACAGUUGCUUUACUGCCGGACGUAUUACGUCAUGAUGGGCGUGUCAGAUCUCAGGGACUCCAGAAACCCCUACCUGCAGCUUAUUCAAGUGUCCCGGAAGUACAUUCACAGCAGUUACCGUACCUACCAAGACUACGACAUAGCAAUGCUCACUCUGUCCUCCUCUGCCCGGCUCAACAGUAGGACCUGGAUUGUGUUUCCUGGAUAUUAUCUGGACACUUUGCCCAUCAAACGAUGUACUGUAUCGGGCUGGGGACGCACGCGAACUGGUGAGUUUUUUGUUGGUUGUUGUUACACCUUGUUAGGGUGA
Molecule: messenger RNA, 1110 nt
Organism: Aplysia californica (California sea hare)
Lineage: Eukaryota; Metazoa; Mollusca; Gastropoda; Aplysiida; Aplysiidae
Product: transmembrane protease serine 12
Biological process (GO): proteolysis
Molecular function (GO): serine-type endopeptidase activity
Source: RefSeq, a predicted model, not a curated record